Molecule: messenger RNA, 417 nt
Organism: Helobdella robusta
Lineage: Eukaryota; Metazoa; Annelida; Clitellata; Rhynchobdellida; Glossiphoniidae
Exons: 4
Source: RefSeq, a predicted model, not a curated record
AAGGAUUUUACUUGCCCGCGCGAGUUACUUUUGAAAGAAAUGAAAUACUUCCAAUCGUAUCUCUCUAAUGUAGGUCAGCAAUCUGAUGACGUAGAGAUAUCGGUACACUGCGACCUAGAUAUUUUUGAUUGGCUGAUUAAGUACGUAAAGAGGUCACACGAUGAAUAUUCAAAUUGGACCCCUAAAUUAGACGCAUCUAAUUGGCUGUCCAUUCUCGUCUCGUCCAUUUUCUUACAAAUGGACAGUUUGGUGGAAGAAUGCUUAUCCUAUGUGCAUGACAACGUUAAUGAUCUUUUAAAGAAUUCCGGUAACUUGAACUGCUUGGACGACAAAAUACUCGCCAGGUUUUUGGCUGAUAAGUUCAGCGUCUUGGAAGUUGAAGAAAUAUCUGAUAGGAAAGAUAAAAUAAAGAGGUGA